Thecamonas trahens ATCC 50062 is the source of this 1050-nucleotide messenger RNA. RefSeq names its product UPF0553 protein. The transcript has a single exon. Bases 13 to 1032 code for a protein of 339 amino acids. NCBI's taxonomy places the organism in Eukaryota, Apusomonadida, Apusomonadidae. The record is from RefSeq and is a predicted model, not a curated record.
CCCCAGACCAACAUGGCAGAGGAGACGAGGUCGUUUGACGCAGGAGCACAGUCGGUGGCGAGUGUGACAGCGUCGGCACAGCGCGUCAUGGCCAAGGCCGAGCAUGUGGCCAUUGCCGACGGCCCGCUGGCUGCGUUGGCAGACCGGCUCAAUGAGGCGUAUCCGGCAGACGCCGGCACGGCGCCGUACUACAAGACCAAGCCUGAUGGCCCGGUGCUGCCCAUGUGGGAGGCUGACGAGUACCACUUUCGCGACCUGGACGCGCCUGAGCUGACAGCGCAGUAUGUCCUCGUCCUCGAUGCCCUCAACUUUUGCUUCUGGCCGGCCGACGAGCCCGGGUGGGAGUACGAUCGCCUGGCGGGCUCCAUCAAGACCGUCGCUGUGGAGAGCGGCAUGGCCGGCCUGAGCGCCGACGCGCUGGCUGCUCUCACUGAAGCUGACCUCACCCAAUGGUUCGGCGGCUCGCCGCCGCCGCGCUGCGCCCAGCGGGUCCGCCUCCUCAACGAGGUCGGGCGGGUCCUCGCCGCCCACUUUGACGGCUCGGCCGCCAAGCUCAUCGCCUCGGCCGGCGGCUCGGCUGUCGAGCUCGUGGCCCGCAUGGUCGCCUUCUUCCCGGGCUUCCGCGACGAGACCACUUUUGACGGCGACCAGGUCUUCUUCUACAAGCGGGCACAGAUCUUUGUUGGCGACGUGUGGGGCGCGUUUGGCGGCGAGGGCCUCGGCGCCUUCCGCGACAUCGACCAGCUCACUAUGUUUGCCGACUACCGCAUCCCACAGCUCCUGCGCCACCUCGGGAUUCUGGUCUACUCGCCCGAGCUCGCUGCUCUUGUCGACUCGCUCGCGGUCCUGCCCGUCGGCUCGGUCCACGAGGUCGAGAUCCGCGCAGCCACCAUUGUCGCCGUCAACCAGCUGCGCAAGCUCCUGCACGCGAGCUGGACCACCGUUCAGCUCGAUUGGUGGCUGUGGGAGGAGGGCGAGGCUCAUCGUGAGAGCAUCGGUCCGCACCACCGCGUCCUCACUACCUUCUACUAACAUACACGCCACUGCCGC